This is a messenger RNA of Thlaspi arvense, 1302 nucleotides long. The record is from the annotation of a GenBank genome assembly. Lineage: Eukaryota; Viridiplantae; Streptophyta; Magnoliopsida; Brassicales; Brassicaceae.
GUCCAAACCCUUCCGACUCUCUAACGGAUUUUUUUAUUUUAUUUUAUAAUUUUCCUUCAUCCAUUUUUUUUCUUCUUCGUAUAUAUAAACUCUUUAUGUAAGAGUACUGUAUAUAUCCCUCUCUAUAUAUAUAUGUAUACGUGCUGUUGCUCUUCACCUUUCUUCUUGUUCCCACAUACCCAUCUUCCCCAACCUUUCCUCCAAGAAAAAAACUUAGGGUUUUAAUUUCGAUAUAUUUAUACAUGAACGCACCAAAUUACUUGCCUACGUUGUUGACAGAACAUCUGUGUGGGUUUCUUUCCUUGUGAUAGAUAUUGUCUCUUUGUUCUUGUAUUGGUUUCGAUCGAUACACUUUGUGUUGAUUAAGUAGCUUGAUAGAUCGGCGUAAAGAAGAGAAGGAUCAUGUGUAGUCGAGGCCAUUGGAGACCAGCAGAAGACGAGAAGCUCAAGGAUCUGGUCGAACAAUAUGGUCCUCAUAAUUGGAACGCCAUAGCCCUCAAGCUCCCUGGUCGAUCUGGCAAGAGUUGUAGAUUGAGAUGGUUUAAUCAACUGGAUCCGAGAAUAAACCGAAACCCUUUCACGGAAGAAGAAGAAGAAAGGCUCUUAGCGGCUCACCGGAUCCACGGGAACAGAUGGUCGAUCAUCGCAAGGCUUUUCCCCGGAAGAACUGAUAACGCGGUCAAGAACCAUUGGCACGUCAUCAUGGCUCGACGCACACGCCAAACCUCCAAGCCUCGUCUUCUUCCCUCGACGACUUCGUCUUCUUCUUUAAUGGCAACUGAACAAAUCAUGAGGCCUUCUGGUGAUAGGAAGAGAUUACUUGGUGACGUUAUUAAAUACCCUUACCAAUUCUCACAUAUCAAUCAUCUUCAGUUCCUCAAGGAGUUUUUCACCGGAAAGAUCGCUUUAAAUACCAAAGCAAACCAGAGUAAAAAGCCUAUGGAGUUCUACAAUUUUCUACAAGUAAACACGGAUUCAAACAAGAGCGAGAUUAUUGAUCAAGAAUCAGAUCAAAACAACCCCAAUGACUCGGACAACAAAAACGAAAGCCGUGUUCCCUUCUUCGACUUUUUGUCUGUUGGAAACUCUGCCUCCUAGGGUUAACUUGUUUGCAGUGUGUAUACAUAUGUAAGUCCUACGUACAUUUCUAGCUUAACUAUAUAGUCCGUAUACGCACGAGACUUUAGAUCGAUGACAUGUAUGUUUGGUGUAUAAAACCACUAAUUAGUGAGCUCUAAUCUGAGCGAAAUGUGAAAAGUGUACCACAUGUUAAAUUGUUAAUGCAUCCACACCACACAUUCU